GAUACGAUGUGCGAGUGUGAAACUCGACCCUGAUGAGAGUACAUGGGAAUAGUGGACACACUGUACUGUCACUGUAACACACUUCAGGCCCGGCUUGGUAUUCAACACUGACCAGGAAUGACUGGCUGGUAAUGCUGACCGUCCACUGUGGAAGCUCCAGUUCCGCCGUGCCUUUGUGAGUACUGACCGCCCGAGACUCACCACCAUGGCCUCAGCGGUAAUGUUUCCCCGCUGCACAUCUGUCCGGAUCUCCGCUGUGGCCACUGCCGUCCUCUUCCUGAUGUCGAUGACCACUGUGCAGGCAUCCCAAGGCGACAAGGAGCCGGUUUACCGGGACUGUGUGAAGCAAUGCGUACGGAGCAACUGCACCGGAGCUCGGCUGCGGGGCUUCCAGUCUAGCCAGCCGCAGUACAUGGCGCUGACAGGUUGGACAUGUCGCGAUGACUGUCGCUAUCAGUGCAUGUGGACCACGGUGGGUCUUUACCAGGCCGAAGGCUACAGUAUCCCACAGUUCCAUGGCAAGUGGCCGUUUGCGCGCUUCCUGUGUUUUGAGGAGCCAGCCUCGGCCCUGGCCUCCCUGCUGAACGGCCUGGCAUGCCUUCUCAUGCUGCUGCGCUAUCGGAGCACGGUGCCACGCCAGAGCCCCAUGUACCACACCAUCAACGCCUUCUCUCUGGUUUCUCUUAAUGCCUGGUUCUGGUCCACUGUUUUUCACACCCGGGACACCUAUCUCACUGAGAAAAUGGACUACUUCUGUGCAACAGCGGUCAUUCUUUACUCAAUCUACCUAUGCUGCGUCAGAACGUUGGGUCUGAAGCAACCGGGGGUGUCCAGCAUGGUGGGAGUCCUGCUCAUCUUGGCCUUUACCUCUCAUGUGUCCUACUUGACAUUUGUCAGUUUCGACUACGGCUACAACAUGGCUGCAAACACAUCCAUCGGCAUGGUGAACCUGCUGUGGUGGCUGUGUUGGUGCUGGCAGAACCGGCGGACACUGCCCUACUGGUGGAAGUGCGGACUGGUGGUGCUGAUGCUUCAUGGUCUGGCACUGCUGGAGCUGCUCGACUUCCCCCCAAUGCUCUGGAUCCUGGACGCUCACGCUGUGUGGCACCUCAGCACCAUACCAGUGCACUUCCUUUUCUACAGUUUCCUGAUAGACGACAGCCUCUAUCUUCUAAACACGGAGAAGAUGGGCGUCAAAGUGGAGUAGGAGGACCUUGUCACUUCUUCACCCCGGCAACACCCUCACACCCUUCCGAUCAGAGCAGCCGGAUGCCCGAACACGGAAGUAUCUCCGCCUCACGGACGACUUGCAUGACACCAAUUCCAUCAGAGUAGACUAUGUUUACAUGUUUUUAAUUCAUUUUUAAAAUAAUUUAUUUGGGCGACACUUUCUCUAUUGUUGAUAUCACGAUUGAUGUUCGCUCUACUCUGCUUUGACUUGCUCCACGACUUUUUUUCCUGUUUAUCAUCAAUGCAAAACAGGAUAAGGAAAACCACAGCAGACCCAGUUUUUGAUGUUGUCAUCAAAUAUUUUUGAUGCAUAUCCUGUUUUUCCGACUUUCCGAAGUUGAUCCCCUGAACCCAUGAUAUCAAUGUCCCUCUCGCUGAGAUCCGCACUAUUGGCAGUUUGCUGUGGCUGACAAUAGAUGGCACCAGAUCCCCUGCCAUGCCAUCUCUGUGUUUGCUUCGGCAUGUGUGUGUUUGGUUCAGCAUGUGUCAGGUUCCAUCUGAGCCAAAAGUGGACUGGCGGACACAGAGACGACAGCCCCUUGUGAAGUGGGCAGGUGGGGUCUGCCAGCGGAUUGUUCUAGAGAGAGAGAGACAACAUGGGGGGGGGGUUAUGUUUGAAGGCCAUUCUAGCUGACUGUGUUUUUUCAUCAUCACACCUUUUAUUUGUGUGCCUGCAUUGUUUCCACUGCUGCUUGUGUUUCUCAUAUUCUUCAUUAUCAUUUCUAUUUCCAGUUUCAUCAGCCACCUUAGUAGUUUUAAGACUAUGUUGUGACCAAUUUGUUUGCUCUAUUCUGUUGAAUGACUUGAUUUUUUGUUUUGGGGUGGGAUAUGCCUGAUGACCAUCAAAUGAAAAUAUUGUUUUAAUUCACCUGGAUUGCCUUUUAGUGUGAGGAGAAGGAGAAAAAGAUUGAGGUACGGAAAAUAAUCUGCGACAGGAAGCUGGGACCUAUUUAUUUCCAUCAAGAGUUUGAAUAAAUUCUGGGGUUAUGUGGUGUGUGAGUGAGUGUGUAGAUGUAGCCCAUUAUUUGAAUUUGCAUUUCUUGCUGUAAUAUUCCACAAAAUGACACACACACUGCCAGCUGCUGUACAGAUAAUUGCCCCAUCAUGUAAAAUACUCCCUCCAUGCCUGCCUUACAUACCUUAUGAUAUUUGUCCAUGAGCACGUUUCUUCUUUCUUAUCAACUAUUUCAUUUCCACUACACACCAAAACUCUUGAAUUCAUACCAUGUAUGUCUUCACCCCUCAGAGUCUCCCUUCCAUAUGAGCACUUUACGAGUGUGUGAACAUUUACGUGCAUUUUAUUGUUUGAAAUUCUGCCCAUGCCUUUUGUAUUUCUGUGAGAGAACAAUGACUGUGUGUACACGUUGCCUUGACUCAACAUCAUGUUGUUUUUGCCAUUGUAAAGUGAAUGUGUGUGUGUGUGUGUGUGUGUGUGUGUGUGUGUGUGUGUGUGUGUGUGUGUGUGUGUGUGUGUGUGUGUGUGUGUGUGUGUGUGUGUGUGUGUGUGUGUGUGUGUGUGUGUGUGUGUGUGUGUGUGUGUGUGUGUGUGUGUGUGUGUGUGUGUGUGUGUGUGUGUGUGUGUGUGUGUGUGUGAGAGGGAGCUAGAUUGUGCUCGAUCCUUUUGUAAAACUACUGAUGUAGGAGCAUGUGUGUGUGUGAAUGCGUGUGAGACGAUGGGUAAAUUUAGCUUUGCUGACAGCCUGUGAUGGGGGUGGGGGGGAGAAAGAAAGAAAGACAGGGAGAGGUUGUUGUAGGUUUGGGUGGCGUAAAGAUUCCUGAAAUGAUGGCAGAGAUGCUGGCCUUAUGAGAUAAGAAGCAUUAUAUAGUACAUAUUUUUAUCAGACAAAACUGUUCAUAUUUUCCGAUGUUAAUAAACCACUGACAUUCAUAACAUUGUGACUGGGGCCAAAUGAUGACGUAUAAUGAAAAAGCUGUGGGAAAAAACACACCUAAUUCAAAAUCUGUUUAUAACUUGAACAUUUCCUGGGGGAAAAAUGUAAAACAAAAUCAUAUUUCUGCUCUGUAAAUCAUGUAAUUGUUCAUUUCUUCACCAAUACCCACAUCCCUCUUCUUCCUUCACUCAUCUGCUGCCCUCUGCCUGCUGCCCUACGCACAUCACCACUUCAGUGCACUUUCCUCCACCUCACAUCUGAUAUUUGACCAAAAAAUCCGAAUGAAAUGGAACAAAUAAAAGUGUUCUUUGUUGAUGAGCA
Molecule: messenger RNA, 3443 nt
Organism: Eleginops maclovinus (Patagonian blennie)
Lineage: Eukaryota; Metazoa; Chordata; Actinopteri; Perciformes; Eleginopidae
Gene: pgap3
Product: post-GPI attachment to proteins phospholipase 3
Exons: 8
Coding region: 206-1207 (333 amino acids)
Biological process (GO): GPI anchor biosynthetic process
Cellular component (GO): endoplasmic reticulum membrane
Molecular function (GO): hydrolase activity, acting on ester bonds
Source: RefSeq, a predicted model, not a curated record